Molecule: messenger RNA, 1796 nt
Organism: Panonychus citri (citrus red mite)
Lineage: Eukaryota; Metazoa; Arthropoda; Arachnida; Trombidiformes; Tetranychidae
Product: N-acetylglucosamine-1-phosphotransferase subunit gamma-like
Exons: 2
Coding region: 638-1471 (277 amino acids)
Cellular component (GO): Golgi apparatus
Source: RefSeq, a predicted model, not a curated record
ACCUUGAAAUUAGGUUCCACACGUCAACCUUUUUUCUUCUCUCUCUCUCUCUCCCUCCAGUAAGAAUUAUCUCUUAUCUUCUCAUCUGCUUGUCUUCUUCAUCUUCUUAACAUGUUAUCAUUUAUUUAUCUUCAUAUUCAUUAUAUACUUUUUUUGUUCGACGAGAGUUAGAAUCAAUCUCAUUCUAAACACUAGUUUGUUUCACUCAACAACAACCAUCAUUUAGAAUUGAUUGUUAUGAUCAUCAAAACAAUCAAUUCUCUCCGAAACUAAUUCAACAAUUUGCUUUCAACUUCUUUUUUUCCUGUUUCUCAUCUUAUUUUUCCUUCUAAUACUUUUGAUACCUGUAAAUCUACACUAAAUCUUGUAAUUGAAAGCGAACUAGUUAAUUCCAAUGUUCUUAAUGUUUACAGUUAAAUUUGAUUACAAUGGUUACGAUUUUAUCCUUAUUGCAUUUUAGUGUUUUGUAAAAUUGUAAUUUUCUUGUUUCAUUUUCACCGUGAUUUGUGUUAAUCAGUUCAAAUACGUUCUCAGACUAUUAUCGUUCGGUUAAUUGUUGACUUAUUGGUUUGAUUAUUGUUACUGUUUCUUGGUCCAUGUCAAUUUAAAUCAGGCAACCAAGGAGUACGAUUUAAUCAUGAUCAUACAACUGGGUUGCCUGUGGAUUACAAUUGUGGCCGUUUCUUUGAUCAAAAGUGUAGACAAUUUAACUAAUCCAAUUCCAAUCAGAAUUGUGAGUGAGACUUCACGUUUAAUUAGUUCUACUCCGUCACCUAAAUCAUUGGCUACCGUUAAACCACCGGCUAAUUUUUCUGGUCCAUCGGCUCUUCGGCUUUUGGAAAACCAAUGUUUCACUUAUUUAGAUGAAAUUUAUCAAUAUCGAUUUUGUCCCUUUCGAAAUGUGACCCAACAUGAGACCACAAGUAACUGGUCUCGAUUUGAAGGUGUUCUCGGUAUUUGGUCAGGCGAAUGGUCAAUCGGUAAUAACACUUUUCUCUCAAUGAAAUAUCGUGAUGGUGAUUUAUGCUCAUCGAAAACUGGACAAAUACGUCGACGAGUUAAAGUCUAUCCAAUUUGUGGUUCCUCGAAUCGGCUUAUCAAUGCAACCGAACCUGAUCUCUGUCGUUACGAGUUAUACUUUCAAACUCCGUUAAUCUGUGAUACCAAAAAUAUCAAAGUCUAUCCAACACUGGAUGAGAAUCUACGUUCCAAAUGGGAUCUAUUGGAAACUCUCAGACUCAAUCAACUAAUCGCCGAAAAAGCUUAUACCUUUCAAGUAGAUCAAAUAUUUCGAGAGGCUGGACUAAUCCAUCGAAACAUGUACGCACUUGGAUUAGAAGAUAAAGAUGAUGAAGAUGAUCCUCAAUUCGAUAAUCUGGCCCAAUGUAAACAAGCAUAUAAACACCUUUUAAAAGAGAGAAAAAAUUCUGCCAAAACAAAUCAACUAAUUAACAAUUCGUUUCACAAUUAACGACUUGAAGUAAUUUUAUAUUAGUAACAGAAUCAUCUUUGGUUAUUGAUUAUCAUUCAACUCGAUCAUCUUGAUUACCAGUUAACUUAAAUCUCUCAUCUAAGUUUGCUGUUUAAUCAUUUUCUCUUUCAUUAAAACUUGAAAUCACUAAGUGAUCUUAAUUAUUAAUCAUCUCAAACAUCAAUGAUUGUCAAUUAAUCAAAAAUGUGAUCAUAAUCAUUUUCAUCCCAAUUUUCUGUUUAACGUUUUUUUUACACUUUUAUCUCAAAAAUCUUAUAUUUUAUGUUAAGAUAAUUAAAAACUAAAUCAUUUAUUCUGAUUAAAA